Messenger RNA from Klebsormidium nitens, 1033 nucleotides. The record is from the annotation of a GenBank genome assembly. Lineage: Eukaryota; Viridiplantae; Streptophyta; Klebsormidiophyceae; Klebsormidiales; Klebsormidiaceae.
CGGAGCUGGUGUUCCAUUUGUGAACCUGUUGUGAAGUUUAUUCAGCAGGUUGCACAUUCUAGGAGCUGCAUUCAGACGUCAUGGCUGCCGCUUGCAUCAAAACCAGUCUCUCUGCAUCCCAGCUGACUGCCCCUGCAAAUUCAUCUUUUGAUCGAAAUGGCAGCAGUGCUCCCCAACCGAUCACAUUCCUCCAAGCUAGAAGCGCGGUGCCUAGCUGCAGGCAAUUGUGCUCUGCAAACAAGAGGCCAGCAGGCCUUGGGCUAGGCGCAAUCGGAGGUCUGCGUUCAGAUCCCUCUGAACUAAACAGAUUCAGACCCCUCCAAAGAAGGUGCAGGCCCGUCUCAGCGGCGCGCGUCACAGCGGCCAUUCCUUUCCUUCCACCAGCUUUCGGAUAUGUGGCGUUGACGGCCGCAGCCAGCUUGAUGCUUGUGCAGUGGCAAAUGUUCCAGGUGGCGCAGCAAAGGAGGAAGUCGGGGGUUGUUUAUCCUGCGAUCUACGAGGACAAAGAGGACUCUGUCUUCAACUGCUACCAGCGCGCUCAUCAAAACACCCUAGAGUCGUAUCCGGCUUUCCUGGCCUUCCUACUCCUCUCUGGGUCCGCAUACCCGAUCACGGCCAGCGUGCUUGGAGCUGUUUGGAUUAUUGGUCGCCUGUUCUACUCACUAGGGUACUAUACGGGCAACCCCAACAAUCGUCACAGGGGUUCGUUCCAUUGGUUUGCAUUCUGGGGUCUUGGCAUCGCGUCAAUAGUGCUUGGGGUAAAGCAGCUCAGAUAUCUUCCUGCAUAAGAGAAGUCACCGAGCAGCAGAUUCUCCUUGAGACAACAUAUUCAAUACAUCCGGUUGCUGUCUGUGAUAACAAGCUUUUUGGGACAAGGUUUGACUUCAUGCCCAAUAUGCGGGCACGCACUAGGGAACAAAUAAUCGACGAGACUGAUCUUUGAUCAAUGCGGCCUACGAGCGUUUACGGGGAGACAUGACUCCGGCCUAGCUCGUGAAGUUUGCCGGUCCAUGUCUGCUGAAUGUGGCCGAUA